AUGGGGUUCCUCUACUGGGCAGUGCCUGUUGCUCUAUUAACCUUUCUGGCCCUUCGUCGAUGGUGGUCUGAUCCACUAUCCCCCAUUCCAGGACCAUGGUUCACCAAAUGGACCGACAUCGUCCUCAAGUCUCACUGGCUCCGGGGCAAUCGGAUGAAGUACGUUCAUGAUCUUCACCGGCAGUACGGCCCCGUAGUUCGUGUCGGCCCAGGAGAAGUGGACGUUGCCGACCUGGCCGCAGUCAAGGAAGUCCAUCGAAUUGGAACCAGCUUCCUGAAGUCAUCCUGGUACCGCGACCUAACCCGGCAUGACAUCGAGAACCUCUUCAACACCAGCGACGUCAAGUUUCAUUCCACCCGUCGACGAUUAUUGUCCUCCCCAAUCUCCGAUGCCGAGCUGCGCAAAUCGCAUCCCCUUAUCGAUGCCCGCGUGCAGCUCGCCCUCCAGCAGAUGGAACGGCAGAUGGACCGUCACGGCGUCGUCGAUGUCUUUCAGUGGUGGAUUUUCAUGGCUACCGAUAUUAUCGGGGAGCUUUCCUUUGGGGAUUCCUUCCGGAUGCUGGAGCAGGGCCGGAAAAAUCAAUACUGCCGGGAUCUCGAAUCCAUUUCAGCGACCGAAGGCGUCCGAGUCGCAUUUCCACGAAUAGUCAGCCUGGCCGACGUAAUCCCGCUCCCAUACUUUCACCAGUCGGCCAAGGCUGGGCAGCGCAUGGAGCAGUACGCCGCGGAAUCAGUCCAGCGCUACAAACAACUCAUGGCCGCGGGCGAAAACCGCACCGAGGCUCUGUUCACCAAGCUCUUUGACCCAGACAAGGGCGGGCUCUCCGAUCGAAGUAUCAUCGACGAGGCCAUCAGCUUCAUUAUCGCCGGCAGUGACACCACCGCCAACACCAUGACCUAUCUGGUCUGGUCCGUCUGUCGAGAUGAGGCCAUCCGGGCCCGACUGUUGCAAGAGCUGGCCACGCUGCCCGAGGCCUUUGACGACCACCAUCUCCGAAGACUGGUCUAUCUCGGCCAGGUCAUCAACGAGACCCUGCGCCUCUUUUCCGGCGUUCCGUCGGGUCUGCCCCGUGUUUCGGCCCAGGAUGUGACACUGGCUGGUGUCUGGAUUCCAGCCGGCACGGUAAUUACGACUCAAGCUUACACCCUGCAUCGGGAUCCUGAUGUGUUCCCAGCACCCGAAUGCUUCAAUCCGACCCGAUGGGAGCAGCCAACCAAAGCAAUGAAGGACGCUUUCAUGGCAUUCGGCGGCGGCGCACGAACAUGCUUGGGCGUCCAUUUGGCGCGCACCGAGAUCCGUCUGGCCACCGCUCGAUUCUUCCGGGUCUUUCCACAGGCUCGCAUCGAUGGAAGCAUGUCCGUGUCGGACAUGGACCAGAUUUCUUACUUUUUGCUCUCUCCGCGGGGAAAGCGUUGUCUUGUCAAUUUGUGGUGA
Molecule: messenger RNA, 1434 nt
Organism: Aspergillus candidus
Lineage: Eukaryota; Fungi; Ascomycota; Eurotiomycetes; Eurotiales; Aspergillaceae
Product: cytochrome P450
Exons: 5
Coding region: 1-1434 (477 amino acids)
Molecular function (GO): monooxygenase activity; heme binding; iron ion binding
Source: RefSeq, a predicted model, not a curated record